AUGGCCGAAGUCCCCGCAGCCGAAGUUCCCCAGGCUGAGAAGGAUGAGCUCUUCUGUGCCUACGCCGCGAUGAUCCUCAAGGACAGCGAGCUCGACAUCACGGAGGACAGCAUCAACUCCUUGAUCAAGGCUGCUGGUGGCUCGAUCGACUCCUUCUUCCCAGCCCUCUUCGCCAAGCUGUGCCAAGGCAAGGAUCUGGACAGCAUGCUGAAGUUCGGCGGCGGCGGCGGUGGCGGUGUCGCCGUCGCUGGAGGUGCCGCUGCGGAUGCGGGCGCAGGUGGUGGCGAGGCCAAGAAGGAGGAGAAGAAGGUCGAGGAGGAGGAAGAGGAGGAGGAGAUGGACUUCGACCUCUUCGGCUGA
Molecule: messenger RNA, 360 nt
Organism: Symbiodinium natans
Lineage: Eukaryota; Dinophyceae; Suessiales; Symbiodiniaceae
Source: the annotation of a GenBank genome assembly